AUGACGGAAGCAGCCGUCGACUUCGACCCUCACUUUCGAGAGUUUGCCAACUUCCUUGACGGCGUGGGCCUGCCGGCCGAGUGGAGUCCCUACUUUGACAGCAACAGCAACAGCUGUAGGCAAUCGGAAAACAUCGAUCCAGGCUUGAGAGGCGAUGAUGAGAAUGCAGAGGAGUCAGAAUUGGCAUGCCUCGAGUCGCGAAGGCUCAUCAGCACCCCAUUCAGCUCCUGGCUAUCAUCUGCACCCACUGGCAACAGAAUCUCCAGAGAUGUCUCUGAAGCUCAAGACCCGCGGGCUGCCGACACCCAGUUCAAGGCGACGGAUGAGCACCGACUGAAGCUGUGCAAGUCUCUAGAUCACUUACUCAAACUCAUCUUUGGCUUGGACGCCAUUGGUGCUCAGUACUUCUUUGAGCGCCGCGUGCCGGCUAACCCUAAGCAAUCCUCAUACACCGACUGUGCUGACAAGCUGAGCACAUCGGACCCAGGACCACUUCACAACGUCCACAGACGGCAGAAGCAGAAGCAGCCGCCGAGGACCACCCACUCAGUCGACCACCAGUGGCCGUUGCUGGAGACGAUUGGAGCCCCGACGGCGUCGAUGGCGUUUGCCACGUGA
Geosmithia morbida is the source of this 618-nucleotide messenger RNA. RefSeq names its product Fungal specific transcription factor domain. The record is from RefSeq and is a predicted model, not a curated record. The transcript has 3 exons. The coding region runs from base 1 to 618 and encodes 205 amino acids. Lineage: Eukaryota; Fungi; Ascomycota; Sordariomycetes; Hypocreales; Bionectriaceae.